Messenger RNA from Mangifera indica (mango), 1204 nucleotides. RefSeq names its product auxin-induced protein 22B-like. Lineage: Eukaryota; Viridiplantae; Streptophyta; Magnoliopsida; Sapindales; Anacardiaceae. Bases 190 to 771 code for a protein of 193 amino acids. Gene Ontology annotation, biological process: regulation of DNA-templated transcription. The transcript is spliced from 4 exons. The record is from RefSeq and is a predicted model, not a curated record. Gene Ontology annotation, molecular function: protein binding. Gene Ontology annotation, cellular component: nucleus.
CAUAAUUCAUGCUUCAAGAGAAUAAAAAUGCCCUCCUACUUUCCCUUUGCUUUUCACAUCCUAUAAAACUCCCAUUUUUUUGCUAGGUUUCACAUUUCAUAUCCUAUAAAACUUCUUCUCUCUACAAAGUUAUUGAAUCAAAUUCAACUUGAGAUUUCUUCUUCUUCUUCUUCUUCAAUUUUUGCAACAAUGGAAGGCCUUGUUACAUAUGAGAAUGACGAUCACAACCUUAAGGCAACUGAGCUGAGAUUGGGCUUACCGGGCAUUGAUGAAGCUGAUGAUGAUCAUGAACAAGCUGUUUCAACAGCUAGAACCAGCAAGCGUUCAUCGCCGGACACCGCCGAUGACUGUGUCACCGAAAGCAAAUCCGAUGAAGCUGCCCCAGUUUCCAAAGCGCAAAUAGUAGGUUGGCCACCAAUCCGAUCCUACCGAAAGAACACUUUACAGCCGAAGAAGACUGAGGUUGAGGCUCCUGGGAUUUACGUGAAAGUGAGCAUGGAUGGAGCACCAUAUCUAAGAAAGAUUGACCUCAAGGUUUACAAGGGAUACCCUGAACUGUUAAAGGCUCUAGAAAACAUGUUCAACUUCACCAUAGGUGAGUACUCUGAGAGAGAAGGCUUUAAAGGCUCUGAAUAUGCACCUACCUAUGAGGACAAAGAUGGUGACUGGAUGCUUGUUGGAGAUGUUCCAUGGGAUAUGUUCAUGUCGUCUUGCAAAAGGCUGAGAAUCAUGAAAGGGUCAGAAGCAAGAGGUUUAGGUUGUGGGGUUUAAAAGCCACAGCAACAUCAAAACCAGAAGAACAGGAGGAUUUUUUUUAACAGAGAUUUGUUUCUCAUGACGGCGAAGAAAUCCUUCAGCUUGGGUUGUCGAAGAUGAUGAAUUUCUUAUCGGGUUUUCCGAUUACCUUAUGGAUGUUUUCUCAGGAUUUGGACUGGGAAUUUAGAGGCAAAAUCAUAGGAAAGUUACAGCUUUUUCCCUCAAGUUUGGCAGCAAGAUAGUUCAUGCAUGUGUAUCGUCAUUCGUGUUGUUCGACGGAGCCCAUCAAACAGAGACUCCAUUGAUGAAACUGUUGCUCCAUGGGAUGCAACUGUGUAAAUUUUCUUUUCCAGAAAAAAAAAAAAAAAGAAGGAAAGUAGAAGGAGAAGAUGCUUGUCAAGUUUGGGUUGUAUUUUUAUAUAAAUACAGAAAUAUUUUCUUUAAUUAA